Molecule: messenger RNA, 197 nt
Organism: Acaulospora colombiana
Lineage: Eukaryota; Fungi; Glomeromycota; Glomeromycetes; Diversisporales; Acaulosporaceae
Source: the annotation of a GenBank genome assembly
GCUACACUGAGGUCCGGUACUCUGAAGAGCAUAAGCGAGUCGUAUACGAGCCAUUGCAGAUGACCCAGGCUUUCCGCAACUUUGAAUCGACUUCGCCGUGGGAGAUGACAGGAGACGGCAAAGUGGCUGAACGACCAGAACAUCUCAAGGUGCCCCCUCCACCACAGCCCGAAAAGCCAGCGGAACAGAAGAAGUAG